CGGGAUGUGUGCGUACUGACGACGCUGUAUCUAUAUGUUGUAUAGCAUCCAGGAUAACCUAGUCAUAUAUCGCGCCGCUAAAGAGCCAGGAAAGCCGAGAUGGAAAGCGACGCCGGCCAGGGACCAAACAACGACGAAACGGCCCCGGUCUGGCGUUCUUCUUUCUCCUCUCAGGCAUGGCCGACCGGCCAAAAAUAGCAUAGCAGGCGAGAUAUAUAAUAGAGACAGACAUUCCCUGUUGAACUUUACCCAAAGCAAGAAUGGUCUCUGCCAGUAUCAACGGCGACGCUCCUGUGACUCACAACAUGUCCACGGCUUCAUCAUCAAGCGUCAACACCCCCUAUACCUACUACCAGCCAGAAUCUUCGGAAGACAUUCUUCGGCUUCGAGGCGGGUGCUUGACCUAUUAUCUCAUCCAACGCUACAAGAGGUCAAAGGAGAGGAAGAAGCGCCAGGCUGCGGCCGACGCGGAGGGGCACCAGCAAGGUGGACAAUUGCCGGGCGAAAAGAUCGCAGAGCAGCCUCAGCAGACCGCCGUAUAGCAUGGAGGGUAUAUUUAGGGGUCUUGCUAUGGACUUUGUAUCAUUCGUUAUCUGUGCAAUGUCAACCAAGAGGUCUGCA
This is a messenger RNA of Cryptococcus amylolentus CBS 6039, 621 nucleotides long. RefSeq lists its product as hypothetical. The transcript is spliced from 4 exons. Lineage: Eukaryota; Fungi; Basidiomycota; Tremellomycetes; Tremellales; Cryptococcaceae. Bases 261 to 542 code for a protein of 93 amino acids. The record is from RefSeq and is a predicted model, not a curated record.